This is a messenger RNA of Rhinichthys klamathensis goyatoka, 772 nucleotides long. RefSeq names its product sigma non-opioid intracellular receptor 1 (gene sigmar1). The annotation marks the transcript as partial. The transcript is spliced from 3 exons. The record is from RefSeq and is a predicted model, not a curated record. Gene Ontology annotation, cellular component: endoplasmic reticulum. NCBI's taxonomy places the organism in Eukaryota, Metazoa, Chordata, Actinopteri, Cypriniformes, Leuciscidae.
AUGUUUAAAAGAAAAAAGCUGUCUAAAGUGCCUGUGUUUGUGUGCCGUAGGCCAGGAUCAUGACCAAGCCUUCUCUAAGGUGGUGGUGGAGCUGCGUAAGAGGUAUCCGGGCCACAUCCUGCCUGACGAGGACCUGCAGUGGGUGUUCGUGAACGCCGGCGGGUGGAUGGGCUCCAUGUGUCUCCUGCACGCCUCUCUCACAGAGUACGUGCUGCUCUUCGGGACUGCAGUGGACACGGGUGGACAUUCAGGUCGUUACUGGGCAGAAAUAUCAGACACGAUCAUAUCUGGAAUGUUCAGGCAAUGGAAAGAAGGAACGACUAAAAGCGAGACUUACUAUCCAGGUGACACUAUCGUGCAUGCGGUGGGAGAGGCGACCUCGGUGCAGUGGAGCGCUGGGACGUGGAUGGUGGAGUACGGGCGCGGGUUCAUUCCCUCCACGCUGGGAUUCGCUUUGGCCGACACCGUCUUCAGCACACAGGACUUUCUGACACUAUUUUAUACAGUUCGUGUUUACGUGAAGGGCAUGAUCCUGGAGGCGAGCACUUUCCUAACCGAGGCCAGCGUCCUUUGAAAACCACACCGCGCUGUACAGUACGUCCCGUCCCUUCGUUAUUCGGAUAAUCGAUCGCAGCGUCGGGUCAGAACCGACGUCGUGUUGAAUUGGAUGUAUGGAAAGAACGCACUUAAUGUAAUUAUUUUCCAACUAUGAAAGUUUUUAUUUUCCAUACUGUAUAAAGAGUUUAUCAAAUGUCUUUUCCAAAACAUAUUG